Molecule: messenger RNA, 405 nt
Organism: Protopolystoma xenopodis
Lineage: Eukaryota; Metazoa; Platyhelminthes; Monogenea; Polystomatidea; Polystomatidae
Source: the annotation of a GenBank genome assembly
AUGUGUCGUGGUUCCAGUGUACACAGUGAAGAGGGCGAAGCGGCUGACGAUUCCGAUCUUGAUGACGUCGAGCCCAAUGAGGACCACCCUACAUCAAUCAAGGACAAUCUUGAUUUGAAGGUAGCGCCUAAAUCCGCCACUCCAAAGGACGAGGAUGAAGCUGAAAUGGCUGUUCGUGUUAAAAGGUCUAAGCGUAGUGCCAGUGAUUCAGGCAGUAGAAGCAGUUCACUUAGCCAGGACAGCGAUGGAGAUCCGCCUAGUGAUCACGAUAUUGAUUAUGAUCAGAAGCUAGUAAAUACUUUCAAGGCUGAAAAUACAGUGGACUUCGCAUUUCGUUGUGAAUUUAAAAGCGAGUUAGCCCUCUCACCUGGUAAUCACUUAUCAUUCAUAUAUGCAUCAAAUUAG